CAAACGUGUCUAAAUCAGUAUUAGACUCUCUCACACAGUCAGUCUGAAAUAUUUUUUACUGAUUGAAUCUGUAUACAGUAUAUUUUAUUUAAAAUUUCACAAACAGACAGUCUUUCUCAAUUCUCAUACUACAGACUCCUACAGUAUUACUACUAGUAGUAGUUACUAUUUCUGUCCCCACAACUUCAACACUCUACAAUAUUUCCCCCCUUUCUUCCUUCUCUUUCUCUUUCUCUUUCUCUUUCUCUUUCAAUUCAUUGGAUCACACUUCUCUUUCUAAUUCUCUCUCUAUAAAUCUUUCUAUCUCUUGGCUGCCCUGAAAAGGAAAUCCAUUAAUGUUUUACUCAAUUCCCUCAUUUUUGCCUGCCCUAAAAUAAAAUUAUAAAUCUUCUUAUUCUAGUACUAUUUCUACUGUUCCUAUAAAAAGAAACAUGGGAUUUAUUCCUUAUAUGUAACUUCUUUAAUUUCUUCCAAAUCUUUUCUUCAUCCAUGCAAAUUGUCUUUCUUUUUUUGAUCUGUAAUAAGUGUUCUCCAUCCCUUUUAGUCUAUAGCUAAAGGGUUGAAUAGGGGGAGGUAACCCUAGUGUUUUAUUGAACUCGAUAUUUGAUUUUGACAAUAAGAUGGAUUUUAUGAUGGCGAAUAUUGAUGGGAAUAGUAGUAAUAAUCCUAUCUAUUCGUAUAGUGGUUUCGGAGGUGGUGGUGGUGGAGGUGGAAGUGGGAAUGGAAGUUCCUUUACCCUUACCACAUCUGGGGGUGGUGUGGCCGUUGGGGGGUUCGACUCUGGGAGUAAUGAGCCGUCCCCCCAACGACAACAGGGAUCGGUCCAAUCCCUCCCUAGCAGGUAUGAGAACCAGAAGAGGAGGGAUUGGAACACGUUUAGUCAGUACCUGAGGAGCCACCGGCCUCCGCUACCGUUAUCACUAUGUAGCGGAGCUCAAGUGCUGGAGUUCCUCAGGUACUUGGACCAGUUCGGGAAGACUAAGGUUCACAACCAUGCCUGUCCCUACUUUGGUAUCCCCAACCCUCCUGCCCCAUGCCCCUGUCCGCUUAGGCAGGCAUGGGGCAGUUUGGAUGCUCUCAUAGGCCGUCUUAGAGCGGCCUACGAGGAGCAUGGCGGACGACCCGAGACUAACCCAUUUGGGGCUCGGACCGUCCGCCUUUACCUCAGGGAGGUAAGGGAUUAUCAAGCUAAGGCCAGAGGCGUUAGCUAUGAAAAGAAGAGGAAGAGGCCUCCUCCUAAGCAAAAGGCAAUUGGAAUGGGUCCACCAACAACAAAUUAAUUAUUAAUGACAAUCACUUGUACUAGCUGAGGAGGGUUUUUAUGCUGCAAAAAUGAAGAUCAAAUCAUAUGAUGAGCUUCUGCUAGCUGUUUUUUCUUUUCUUUUUUUUUUUCCACUUAUUUUUUUCCCCCUUAUGAAGAUGAUAACGACAACGACGACCGACGAUGAAGAUGUCAUCUUUAGUAAGUCUUUACAGUACUUCUCUAUAUAUGCUACUUCUUCACCCUCAGGCCUCAGCUCAAGUGUAACUGUAAUAUAUAUCUAUACACAUAAUUGCAAAACUACUAGCAAUCUAUUGGUAUUGGAUGAGUAGUAAUGGUUUUACUAAUUGCCUUUGUUUUUCAUUGGAUCAUACAAUGAUGAUUCAUAGUUUCAUAUACUAGUUUGUUUUAUGCAACCCCGAAUUUUAUGUUUUAUUCAUGUUGUUAUUUCUUCUUUA
Messenger RNA from Chenopodium quinoa (quinoa), 1719 nucleotides. Its product is annotated as protein LIGHT-DEPENDENT SHORT HYPOCOTYLS 4-like. Gene Ontology annotation, cellular component: nucleus. Gene Ontology annotation, biological process: response to light stimulus; mRNA transcription. The transcript has a single exon. The coding region runs from base 621 to 1280 and encodes 219 amino acids. Lineage: Eukaryota; Viridiplantae; Streptophyta; Magnoliopsida; Caryophyllales; Amaranthaceae. The record is from RefSeq and is a predicted model, not a curated record.